This is a messenger RNA of Ectocarpus sp. CCAP 1310/34, 2203 nucleotides long. The record is from the annotation of a GenBank genome assembly. Lineage: Eukaryota; Phaeophyceae; Ectocarpales; Ectocarpaceae.
CGCACGCGUGCAGCAGUGCAGCAUGGGUUGGCUACUGGCGUUCGGCCUAGGUGGAUUGGCGCUUGAAGGCGCUAGCGGGUUCACGCUCCUGCCACGCCUUCUUCGGGAGAAGGCGACGUCACGGCCGUUUGUUCCUCCAUCCAGCAGCAGCAGCAGCGUGGCAACAACCGGCGGCAGGGAUAACAGCCUGACCGGAGAAGUGUGUAGCACGAACGCCGUCGCGGCCGCUACUGUCUGCAGCUCUAGGAACAACAAGCGCAGGUCGAAGGCGGUUUUUCCGCUGCCUGCCACAAAGGCAACAGAUCUGCCCUCGUUUGCCUCGUCGGGGGAUGGCGACAACGACAAGGCGGAAAAGGGUGGCAAGGAGGGGUCGGGUGACGCGGCAGAGGAGAAGGAAGAAGUAGAGGCUGCCGCGAAGCCAGUGGUGGAUGCUGAUGAAAAGCCGGAGGCGGCGGCGGAGGACAAGAAGAAGGACGUCGAGGAGGUCGCCGCCCCCUCUCCGCCAGAUGCCACAGCAGCAGACUCGCCUUCGCCCAACGGCGAGAACGCGGAGAAGAAAGAGGGAGAGGGUGACCCAGCGCCAGCAGAGGGGGGGAACAAGAAAGAAGAGAAGGACCCCACAGCGACGGCUUCGCCCUUGCCGACGAUCGACGUACCGCCCUUGCCAGCGGUCUCCGCCCCGCCGCCGCCAAACACCGGCAAGGUCUCCGCUCCGCCGUCACCAAACAGUGGGAAGGUCUCUGCACCGCCAUCGCCCAACAGCCCGAAACCUGUGGCAGCAGAGGAGAAGAAGGAGGAAGAGAAGGAGGAGAAGACAGAGGAGAAGAAGGAGGCAACCUCCACGGCUACGUCUUCUCCGUUGCCAGCGGUCUCUGCUCCACCCCCGCCGAACACUGGGAAGGUCUCCGCUCCGCCGUCCCCAAACAGUGGUCUAUCCGCUCCGCCGUCGCCGAACACCCCGAAGGAGGAGAAGAAGGAAGAGAAGGAGGAGAAGAAGGAAGAGAAGGAAGAGAAGAAGGGGGAGAAGGUUGAGGAGAAGAAGGAGAAGGAGGAAGACACGAAGGAGGAGAAGGAGGAAGAUAAGACGGAGGAGAAGGAGGAAGAUAAGACGGAGGAGAAGAAGGAGAAGAAGGAAGACAAGAAGGAAGACAAGAAGGAGGAGAAGAAGGAGGGAGACAAGAAGGAGGAGAAGGUUGAGGAGAAGGAAAAGAAGGAGGACAAGAAGGAGGACAAGAAGGAAGACAAGAAGGAGGAUAAGAAGGAGGACAAGAAGGAAGACAAGAAGGAGGACAAGAAGGAAGCCAAGAAGGAAGACAAGAAGGAGGACAAGAAGGAGGACAAGAAGGAGGACAAGAAGGAAGACAAGAAGGAGGACAAGAAGGAAGACAAGAAGGAAGACAAGAAGGAGGAUAAGAAGGAGGACAAGAAGGAAGACAAGAAGGAGGACAAGAAGGAAGCCAAGAAGGAAGACAAGAAGGAGGACAAGAAGGAGGACAAGAAGGAGGACAAGAAGGAAGACAAGAAGGAGGACAAGAAGGAAGACAAGAAGGAGGACAAGAAGGAGGCAGAGGUCGCUUCUAUCCCGCCCGUGUCAGCGGUCUCUGCUCCACCUUUGCCGAACAGUGGAGUAUCCGCUCCGCCGCCGCCGAACACGGGAGGGGUAUCGGCUCCGCCGUCGCCGAACAGCCCGAAGACAGUGGUGGCGGAGGAGAAGAAGGAAGAGAAGGAGGAGAAGAAGGAAGAGAAGGAGGAGGAGAAGAAGGAGGAAAAGGAAGACAAGAAGGAGGAGAAGAAGGACGACAAGAAGGAGGAGAAGAAGGAAGACAAGAAGGAGGAAAACAAGGAAGACAAGAAGGAGGAGAAGGUCGAGAUCAAGGGGAGCGGGAAGGUGGCGUCGCAGGACGAUGACCAGCUGACGCCUCUGGACAUGCUUGUCGGGCCGUUCAUAGUGUUCGCCACCGGUAUGCAGAAAGAGGCCGAGUUCUUGGAGGGUGAGCUGAACCAGCGGGUUUCGCAAGUUACGGCCGAGUUCCAGGCGGACCGCAAAAACAUGGAGGAGACCCUCAGAGAGGCCGAGGAGCAGCUGAAACGUCUCCAGGGGGUGGCGGCAGAGAAGAAGAAGGCGGAAGAGAGCGCGAGGAAGGUCAAGGCGGAGGCUGACGAAGCCGCGGCAGGCAGCGAGGAGCGGGGUCGUAGCCGGUAG